AUGCCGGAAGCAUCCGAUGCCGGCCCCAGCUCUGAUGCGCUGCCACCGCAACAGACUUCCUCAUUGUCAUCAUCCGCCAUGCCACGCAGACGAUCCUCAGGAACUCGUGCUGGACGCUCACGACCCAUCCGACCACGCGCCACCUCUUCUUUCAGUCAGCGUUCAGAUACAAGCAACAUCAGUAGUGGCAUCCAGCAGCUCUCAUGGAUCACAGGCGACUGCUUCGACUAUGUAGACGACGAUGCGCGCAUCAGUGCCUUCUUGCACUGUCCGAUAUGCCUCGGUCCCUUUCUCGAACCAUAUGCCUCGGCCGUAUGCUCGCAUACCUUUUGUAAGCAGUGUAUCACUACUGCUCUGUCAAAACAGCAGCAACUGGAACAGGAAGGCGACAUGUCGGCAGUCAUAUCGAUGAAAAGGUGUCCAACUUGUAGAACCUCAGUCGAGCUCGAUGAUUUUCAACCUACGGCGCUGCUCAUCAAAAACAUGGUCGAUACGCUUCGAGUACGAUGUCCAAACAAGGACAAGGGAUGUCAGCAUGAAUGCGAACGCCACCUACUUCGCGGACAUGUUGCUUCUGAGUGUGCUUUCGAGUAUGUAGACCAAAACCUUAUCGAGGGGAAACGAUGCGGUUGCUCCGCCAAAGUGAUGCGUAAGGACUGGGCUUCUCAUGGUCUCAGCUGUCCUAAGCGCAAAGUCACCUGUGCGACCUGCGACAUGGAACUGUGCUUCGACGAGCUGCAAGCACACUCUGAAACCUGUUCGCCCGAGCCAGCCGUGUGCGAGUUUUGUCAUAUUCAGAGCACCAAGAGUCGCUUGGCGCUUCACGUCACUGAUGACUGUCUAGAAGCUCCGAUCCUCUGCCCACAUGCCGAGUUUGGCUGUGCUUGGCUCGGUCCACGCCAUCGGCUCUCACGAAGCGCCGAUACAGCUUGCAAAAGCAGCGAGAAAACGCAUCUUGAAGACGAGUGUCGUUUUGAACCUCUCAAAGAAUUCUUCGUCAUCUUUAGCCACCAUAUCGCCAAACUAAAAGAUGAAAACACCGCUCUCAAAGCAAGGAUCGACGAGGUACAGAGCAGACAAUACGGCCAAGCUAGACGAAUCGAUGACUGUGUGCAUAGCUUGGGAAGUUGGUACCGGUCUGCGGGCGAACUUCGUCAGGGAACUGCCAUGGAAGAGCGCGCAAGAGGGUCUCAACUUGGAGUGGAUGGAGAGUGGGACGAGUUUCCGUUGGAUGCUCAGAACUGGGAAAGAUCUCUGAGUCAACAGAGCUUCGGAACGAGGCAGGCCAGGACGCAGAGUGCUUCAGCCGUGUCCAGCAUGGAUCUGGCGAUGUGGGCGAGGAGGCAGUAUAGUGACCUGUCGACCGAGUUGUUGGGUCAAGCGAGGUCAUCUUUGCAGACGCCGGGUGUCGCGCGAUCGAGCAUGGCAGUCGGAAUGGACGAUGGAGUGAACUCACGAUACUUGGCCCCACCGGCAGCUCGGUCAAUGCCUACAACAUCUGGGAUGGAUACUGGUCGUGCUUCGCAUACGCCUUCGCCAACAAGGGAGCGCUUGCGGUUUAUGGGCAUUGCGGAAACGUCUUUCAAUACACGUCGAUCGGCAGCCACCACGUCCGCAUCUUUCCUCACACCAGUCGAAACCACCUCCACCGCAGCAUCCAUCUCACCUCUUGGCUACGAUUUCCCUAGCGCACUUGUACCUGAUGUUGACGCCAUUGACCGAACCAACCUCGAUGCGGCCAUUUCCUCGCUUACCGCCAACAUCGCCGGCCUUUCAUCCGGCUUAUCCAGCUUGGACAAGCGAACGGAAGAAGGACACAUUGCAGCUGUGAAAGCAGGAUUCGAUGCGGGAAGGGUAACGGAAGAAGUGGCGAGUUUGAGACAUGGGUUGCACGCCGUGAGGAUGCAGAUUCACCAGAUACUGAUGACGCAACAGCGACAUGUGCUGUUCGCGAGUCCGACGGGCACGAUGGCGAAUCUCACGACAGGGGUUGGCGGUGCUACGGCGAGUGGAGCAAAUGAGACUUUAGCUGGUCCGAGUCAUCUGGUGGGAGGGGGACUGCCAAUGCUCACACCUCCGUUGCUGAGGCGGUGGGCUGGGUUAGAACACACAAAGCUCUGA
Molecule: messenger RNA, 2121 nt
Organism: Mycosarcoma maydis (corn smut)
Lineage: Eukaryota; Fungi; Basidiomycota; Ustilaginomycetes; Ustilaginales
Exons: 1
Coding region: 1-2121 (706 amino acids)
Molecular function (GO): zinc ion binding
Source: RefSeq, a predicted model, not a curated record